Molecule: messenger RNA, 2796 nt
Organism: Tachysurus fulvidraco (yellow catfish)
Lineage: Eukaryota; Metazoa; Chordata; Actinopteri; Siluriformes; Bagridae
Gene: mfge8b
Product: milk fat globule EGF and factor V/VIII domain containing b
Exons: 10
Coding region: 120-1520 (466 amino acids)
Molecular function (GO): calcium ion binding
Source: RefSeq, a predicted model, not a curated record
GAGCGCAAGUACCGCGGCCCUGCCCUCUUCGCGCUGUUUAAUCUGGAGCGCAGGCGUAACAGUACUCAGCUUCACGUCGACAACAUACAACAGAGUUGAGAUUGGCUCCAAGCAGAACCAUGAAAACUUACCCACUUUCUCUACCACUUUGUGCCGCCUGCUUUCUUUUUGUUUCUUUCUCUGCGGUGAGAGGUGAUUCCUGUAAGGUGAACGUGUGUCACAAUGGCGGGACGUGUGUGACUACUGCAGAGAAAGAUUCCUUUAUCUGUAUCUGCUCAGAUGGUUUUAAAGGAGACACCUGCAAUGAGACCGAGUCUGGGCCUUGUCAUCCCAACCCCUGCAAAAAUGAUGGGAUCUGUGAGCUGCAAAGAGGAGAUGUCUUCGGCGGAUAUACAUGCAAGUGUAUGAGAGGCUUUGAAGGCACCCAUUGUGAAAACAAUGUGAAUGACUGCGCUGCUCAGCCAUGCCAAAAUGGGGGUUCGUGUCAAGAUCUUGAUGGAGAUUUCUACUGCAAAUGCCCAUCCCCUUACGUUGGAAAGCACUGCCACCUGCGCUGUAUCUCUCUGUUGGGGUUGGAGGGUGGCGGCAUUGCUGAGUCUCAGAUCGCUGCCUCCUCUGUGUAUUACGGCAUUUUGGGAUUACAGCGCUGGGGCCCUGAACUGGCCCGUCUCAACAACAAAGGACUGGUGAAUGCAUGGACCUCUGCGACGCAUGACAGGAACCCUUGGAUUGAGAUCAACAUGCAGCGCUUGAUGCGCUUCACUGGCAUCAUCACUCAGGGUGCUAGUCGUGUUGGCACCUAUGAGUACAUCAAACAGUUUAAGGUAGCUUACAGUUUAGAUAGGCAGAUGUACACCAUGUACAGAGGCAACGGUCAGAAGAAGGACGUGAUUUUUGUGGGAAACAUGGACAACGACAGCACAAAAACCAAUCUGUUUGAUCCACCAAUAAUUGCUCAGUACAUCCGCAUUCUGCCCGUUGUGUGCCGUAAAGCCUGCACGCUGAGAAUGGAGCUAGUUGGCUGCGAACUAAGUGGUUGCUCAGAGCCAUUGGGUUUCAAGUCACGGCUGAUUGGAGAUACUCAGCUCUCAAGCUCCAGUUCCUUCCGCACGUGGGGCAUUGAGGCCUUCACCUGGCAUCCGCACUAUGCCCGCCUGGACAAGCAGGGCAAGACCAACGCCUGGACUGCAGCCAGCAACAGCAGAUCUGAGUGGCUACAGGUGGACUUGCUAUCCCCUAAAAGGAUCACAGCAAUCAUCACUCAGGGAGCUAAAGACUUUGGAAGCGUGCAUUUUGUUUCAGCCUACAAAGUGGCUUACAGUAACGACGGCAAGACAUGGACUGUGGUACAAGACGACAAAAAAAACACUGACAAGAUCUUCCCUGGCAACAGUGAUAACAAUGUGCACAAAAAGAACGUGUUCGACCCGCCUUUCUAUGCACGAUUUGUCCGCGUGAUCCCGUGGGAGUGGCAUGAGCGCAUCACGCUGCGAAUGGAGCUGCUGGGCUGUGAGGAUUAAAUCACCACCUCCCUGCUCUUUGCUUUACAUCCCUGCAUCCCUUAUUCCUGAGCCACUUAAUGCACUGCCUCACUACCAGCAUCAGAGGGCGCUAAGACCACGUCAAGAAACAAAACCCUAAUAACAACAGCAGGUAAUUGAACUUACCAACACUUCAGGGACGUCCAGCGUAUAAAGAUAAACAAUGCAAUGUAAGUUCUGAUCAAUUCACAAAGCAGUGAGUUGUUUUGGCAUGACAAAUACAAAAGAUUGUGUAAAAACUCAUCUCCAUAGUAAUACAUUUGUAGUAUAAAAAAAUUACAUAUUCAUGCUCCUUUAUCAUGACUGAUGUAUAGUGGGCCAUUUUGAAGUCGGUUGAAAUAAAUAUAUGAAAUAUAUUUGGUUUAAAGUGUUAUUGUACAUUAUAAAUGGGUCACACAUUAAAUAGCUUCAGCAGUGUGUGUGUUUAGUUAUUUAGUUGAUAAUAAAUUGCCAGUAGUUCUUUAUUUUUGUAAGUUUCUGAAUAGUCCAUAACAAGAUCUUUGAUUGUGGGCAUGAGAUCAAUUUUUUUUAUUUUAUUUUAUUAAUGGCUGUAAAACUUUUCUCUGAAAGGAUGAUUUAUUUCUUGAGAAUUUUUCUGGCAAAAUAAACUGUUAUCAAUAUAUUACAACAUCAGUAUCGUGUGAAACAAAGAAAAGGUGUAACUCCGUAUUAUUGUACAUUAAAGCUUUGGCCCAACACUGCCACGGAUAUUUCUCAGGUAGAGUUGAAUCAAUUUCAAUGUGCUACUGAUUUGUGUUUAAAAAAAAAAACUAUAAUAAUAUCAUUCUUAAAUAAACUACCACCUCUGAAUAUUAUAAAUGAAUAAUACCAAAGUGAUUUGAAAUUUUUUUUAUUUUAAUUUAAUGAAAGUGUGUCCUCUUGCUGCUUUGAACGUUAUUCAUUCAGUCUGACUAAUUAAAUAUAUCUAAUAUAUUCAGUCAAGCAUCAAAAAUAUUUUAAAUUGUAGUGGCACGGCAGAAGAAAAAAACAGCUUAUUAAAAAGGGGCCCGGUAAAGGGGUAGAAAUCUAAUUUUGCAUGAUUUCUAUGGUUUGCACUGAAACCCUGCCCUCCCCAAUCUACAUAAUGCUCUCAUGGUGUUGUGAUGUGACCCUCCUCCCCAACAACCCCUAUGAAUUAUAAAUUAUGGGUUUGUGCAAUAUGAUGUGAGCAUUAAUAUUAAUGGGACAUGCCAAGAAAUAAUAUUUUUUUCUAUUUUUUUAGAUGAUUUUAAACAUACUAGUAGAUUGUAGGGGG